This is a messenger RNA of Xyrauchen texanus (razorback sucker), 4956 nucleotides long. Its product is annotated as serine/threonine-protein kinase BRSK2-like. Lineage: Eukaryota; Metazoa; Chordata; Actinopteri; Cypriniformes; Catostomidae. Gene Ontology annotation, molecular function: protein serine/threonine kinase activity; tau-protein kinase activity; ATP binding. Gene Ontology annotation, biological process: microtubule cytoskeleton organization; intracellular signal transduction; protein phosphorylation. The transcript has 20 exons. The record is from RefSeq and is a predicted model, not a curated record. Gene Ontology annotation, cellular component: cytoplasm. The coding region runs from base 256 to 2289 and encodes 677 amino acids.
CACAGACAGCCGUGCAGGUCCUCGCAAUGCCAGUCGGAUCUUAAGCCGCCCGGUUCAGCCAGUGCAAAGGAAAGGAAAGGACACAUUUAAAGACCCUUUCCCCUCACUUCAACCACAGACUGUCGGUCUAAAACGGGCAGGAGGAAGAGACAAGAGACAGGAGUUAAAGCGCGAGCCAUCCUGCCGUGCUACUAUAAGAGGAUUGCUGUAUCCCAAAUCCCGCAACGCCGCGUGAAGUGUGUUUAGACGGGGAAAAUGUCAUUGUCGGGGAAGGAAAACAACACUACCCCUCAUGCCAAUUACGUGGGACCAUACCGCUUAGAAAAGACCCUUGGGAAGGGACAGACAGGUCUUGUAAAGCUCGGGGUCCAUUGUGUCACAUGUCAAAAAGUCGCCAUAAAGAUUGUAAACCGAGAAAAGCUCAGUGAAGCUGUGUUAAUGAAGGUGGAACGAGAGAUCGCCAUCCUGAAGCUAAUCGAACACCCGCACGUUUUAAAGUUACAUGACGUCUAUGAAAAUAAGAAAUAUUUGUAUUUGGUUUUAGAGCAUGUUUCAGGUGGAGAGCUGUUUGACUAUCUGGUAAAGAAGGGCAGGUUAACACCCAAAGAAGCUCGAAAGUUCUUCAGACAGAUCAUCUCAGCUCUGGACUUCUGCCACAGUCACUCUAUAUGUCACAGGGACCUGAAGCCAGAGAACCUGUUGCUGGAUGAGAAGAAUAACAUCAGGAUAGCAGACUUUGGCAUGGCGUCCCUGCAGGUGGGAGACAGUCUGCUGGAGACGAGCUGUGGUUCUCCUCAUUACGCAUGUCCUGAAGUCAUCAGAGGAGAGAAGUAUGAUGGAAGGAAAGCAGACGUUUGGAGCUGUGGGGUCAUUCUGUUUGCUCUGUUAGUGGGAGCUCUGCCAUUUGACGAUGAUAAUUUACGAAACUUGUUAGAAAAAGUGAAGCUGGGUGUGUUUCACAUGCCUCAUUUCAUCCCACUGGACUGCCAGAACCUUCUACGAGGAAUGAUUGAGGUAGAUGCUGGCAAACGGUUAACGUUGGAGGUGAUCCAGAAGCACACAUGGUACAUAGGAGGGAAGAAUGAACCAGAACCAGAGCAGCCAGUGCCCAGGAAGGUGGCGAUCCGCAGUAUCCUGUCAGCCGACGACAUCGACCCAGAUGUUCUGGAGAGCAUGAACUCGCUAGGAUGCUUCCGUGACAAGAACAAACUGAUGAAGGACUUGUUAUCAGACAAUGAAAAUCAGGAGAAGAUGAUCUAUUUUCUUCUGUUAGAUCGUAAGGAAAGAUACCCCAGCCAUGAAGACCAAAAUCUUCCUCCUCGCAAUGACAUUGAUCCUCCACGGAAGCGUGUAGACUCGCCAAUGUUGAACAGGCAUGCCAAGAGGAGGCCGGAGCGGAAGUCUAUGGAGGUGUUGAGUGUGACGGACGGAGGUUCGCCUGUACCGGUGCGAAGAGCCAUCGACAUGACACAACACGGGCAGAGUAAAAGUGUGUUCAGUAAGAGCUUGGAUAUCUCGGACGGCAACUCCAAAGCAAAGAGCAAAGAGGAAAGGUCACGGUCCAUCAGCGGCGCGUCCUCUGGUCUCUCCACUAGCCCUCUCAACAGCCCACGGGUAACCCCACACCCCUCUCCAAGAGGCAGCCCUAUCCCUACCCCUAAAGGAACACCCGUGCAUACGCCUAAGGACAGCCCGGCAGGGACGCCCACGUCGACGCCACCCCCCAGCCCCUCCAUUGGGGGAAUGCCCUGGAAAACACGCCUCAAUUCCAUCAAGAACAGCUUCCUGGGCUCGCCACGCUUUCACCGCAGGAAACUGCAAGUUCCCACUCAAGAGGAGAUGUCCAGCCUCACGCCAGAGUCUUCCCCAGAACUUGCCAAAAAAUCUUGGUUUGGUAACUUCAUCAAUUUGGAAAAAGAGGAACAGAUCUUCAUCGUUAUUAAGGACAAACCGCUGAGCUCAAUAAAAGCCGACAUCGUCCAUGCCUUUCUCUCGAUACCCAGUCUCAGUCACAGUGUUGUCUCCCAGACAAGUUUUCGAGCCGAGUACAAAUCCACCGCCGGUCCUACAGUCUUCCAAAAGCCCGUCAAGUUCCAAGUAGACAUCACGUACACCGAGAGCACUGCAGCCACCAAGGAUAACGGGAUUUAUUCAGUCACCUUCACUCUGCUCUCAGGUCCAAGCCGUCGUUUUAAACGUGUGGUAGAGACGAUUCAGGCACAGUUGUUAAGCACACAUGACCAGCCAGGGGUCCAACAGCUGUCUGGAAUUAUCCAGAAAACGUAUUAAAACUCCAUCCCCACUCCCCUGCACUUCCCUUGAUGGACACUUAUUGACCGAAGGCACUUUUCAUGACGAACAAGCAGGUCACCAAGGAAUUGGAUGCUUCACCCUACCCUUCCCGCUCUCUGUGCUCAACUGGGAUUUAAAUACAAAAACAAAACAAAAACACACUUUCCCAUUCUACUGACUGUGUGCUCCCUUACCUGUUUCCCUAUCACACAAACACAGGCUCUGUUUCAAAACAUAGUGAGCUGCCCAUGGAGGCAGCAUUUUAAGGCAUCAUAAGUGCAAUCUUGACAUAAGGGCUGUUCCAAAGGUAGGCAGCAUGUAUCUUUUGUUGAGAAGGAAAUCCAAGAAUUCAUUGCAACAAGCUCCAUUGCACAAAAGUCUAGACAAGAUGGUGGACGAAACAAGAGAAAUGCUGAUUAUACAUUUACUUAUAAUUCCUACAGUACCAAAAAAUACCAAUAAAACUACUUAAGUCCAAUAAAAAAGGACUAUUUUACCUUAUAUUUGGGUAUACUUUGUAGUUUUAAUGCUUAUUAGCCAGGGUAUCCGGGGUUAGCUUAGCAACAUGCUAACGGCAAACUAUUGAAAUCAAUUGCGAGUGGAGUUUCUAGUGUGCGUUGCAUACAGAGCACUUUUGGUAUGAUGAAUAGUAACUUAAGAGGUUUCAUUUUUAUUUCGUAAUGAGUCUCAGGGUCCUUUUUGCAAUCAGUCGCGAUUUUGCAACUUUGACCAUUGCGCCACAUCUUGCUGUUUUUUUCAGCACCUUGUGCAGGAGCACAGCAUGUUUAAGACAUCCUUCAUGUCAAGUUAAAAGGACUUCAACUUUUAAAAGAGCUUUUGUGUCUCAAGAUGCCUCUGUUCUGUUCAAUUUGUUGUGCUACACAACUGGGCAAGGCAGUUUGUCUGGCCUUUUUUAAUGCAACAACGUGUUCGGUCUGAACUCCUUUGAAGGCAGCUGCUUAUGUUGGCAGUAGACAUUAAGGCGGCUUACUAGGUUUUGGAACAGGGCUAUACACUCACAAUACUAGACAUAAGCACACACAAAAGAUGUUUGCACUUAGAUUCAUAAUGACCAUGGAAAAAAUAAAGAAACACACACCGACAAGGAAAGAAAGAUGACUUUCAGAGCUUGUCCAGAUGAGAUGUGGACUCUUCAGAUUGUAUCGUUUCCAUGUACAAUCUUUUUUAUUUAUUUCACUUGAUUAAAUUCAUUGCUGCAAAUGGACUGAAAUGAGGAUUUCAGAGGAAUUGGGACUAUGAAUGGGUUGGGAUGGGAGAAUAGUUUUGAAUGAAUUUAUCCUAAUGAAUGAAUCUCUGUUGUACAGAUUGAACAUAAUUAUGUAUAAAUAAAAUGUCUAGAUGUGACUAUAGGUUUAGUUCUGUUGUAGAUAUAGAUUUUAUCUUGUGUUGCCACAGUCUUCAUUAUUUAAUCGAAGAAUUUACCCCAAAAUUAAAUUCUGUCAUCAUUUAAUAAUUAAAUAAAGAAAUAUUGAAAUAAAGAGUUUUCAUUUUGGGGUGAACUAUUCUUUUAACCAUUGAAUUUCUGUAUUUAUUUUGUGAGAUAACUAUUUGUUUUGUUUAUUCUGUUUGAAUAGACACUUUUCUGAUCAUAUCUCAUGUUCACUACCAGCAGAUACAAAAAUGUUAAAUACAUUUGUGGGUAUUUUUGUACAUUUUCCUUAUGUAUAUUUGUUUUUAUCACUGUCCUUAUGAGCACUUGAAUGUUAUUUAUUUAUGACAAUAAUGUGUUUGUAUCGGGUUCGUUUGUUUAAAGGAACUUUCUCAUGUCUUGAUUUAUAAAAGUACCUUGGACUUUACAAAUGUUACUUUCCUAGCUUCAAAACGAGGACAAAAUGUUAUAUUAAAAACCAACAAACCAACAAAAAAGCGAUUUAAUAGUAAUUUAAGAAUGUAGUUUAGCCUCUAUGUCAAGGGUAUGAACUUCUUGAUAUCUGUCAGCUUUAUAUCAUUGUGUGUGUACAAUGGAUGACAAAGAAAACAAGCUGUUUUUGGAUCAGUUCUAAUAUAUUAUGUUCUGGCCUUCGGGAAACUCAAAGGUUGUUCCUGCUCUUUGCUUUUGACUUGUAUUGCUGUGUGCAUGCAUGCAUUUUCUUUGCAUGGCUUUAACGUAACAAUUCCUAAAAAAAAAAAACAAUGCUUUUUCUCAGAGCUGCUUUCCUUGUUUAACAAAGAAAAUUGAAAAACACUUGCCUUCACCUCCAUUUUUUACCUCUCUGUCAUUCUGCAAUUUUUCGUUCUCUUUAUCUCUUUUCCUGGCACUUUUUCUAAUAUCUUGUGCACUAACAAUCUACGCUGCAAGCAGCGUGGCGCAACAAAACAGAAUGCGCCAUGUUGCUCGCUUGCUGUUUUGACACAGUACUAAAAAGUAUUCAUAAAAUGCUUCCUUUUGUCUGUACCAUGUACAUUGAAUAGGAAAGUUUUGGAUGUUCAUGACCCCCAGUUUACAAACUGCUUGUUUUAACUAAACAAUAAUGAAGCAAUACCUGUUGUUAACCUUCCUAUUUUAUACAGUUGAACAAAGCUAGACGUCAGACAAUGGAACAAAAAUCUUUGUCCGUGCAGAGCAGGAACAUGCAUUUAAAGUUGUAAAAAUCCCAUUUAUAUCAUAACUGUGGGCAAUUUCAGAGAGAAAAAAAUGAAACA